CGGCGGCGCCCCGAGGGGGCCGGCAGACCGGGACUGAACCCCGCCGCAACGCUGUGUCCUCUGGCCUUUGUGCACCUUCGGAAAACGACUCUAUUAGUUUUUUCUACGUUUAUUUAUUUAGGGUUCAGUUUUUUUUAAUUUUUAGCGACUUUUUCCAGUUAAAGGUUUUUUUCGCCUCGCGAGGAGCAGGAGAGAGCGGAGCAUCUCCUCGUUCCGAGGCUCCGGGAGGGAACCUCGCUCCCAGGCUCCUGCCGACAAGGCGCGGCGAUCCCCACCGCCAAGGACAAAAGAGCGGCGACACCCCCCACCCCACCAUCACCAUGAGCAGCGCCGAGAUGGGCAAGUUCAACAUCUCCCCCGACGAGGACAGCAGCAGCUACAGCUCCAACAGCAACGACUUCAGCUACCCCUACCCCACCAAACCGGCUGCCAUGAAGAGCCACUAUGCGGAUAUUGAUCCAGAAAACCAAAAUUUUUUGCUUGACUCCAAUCUUGGAAAGAAGAAAUAUGAAACUCAGUAUCAUCCGGGUACUACUUCCUUUGGAAUGUCAGUAUUUAAUCUGAGCAAUGCUAUUGUGGGUAGUGGCAUCCUUGGUCUUUCUUAUGCCAUGGCUAACACUGGAAUUGCUCUUUUUGUGAUACUCCUGCUGUUUGUGUCAAUAGUUUCUUUGUAUUCAGUGCAUCUCCUUUUGAAGACUGCCAAUGAAGGAGGAUCUUUAUUGUAUGAACAGUUGGGAAUGAAAGCAUUUGGUAUGGCUGGAAAACUUGCUGCUUCUGGAUCAAUUACAAUGCAGAAUAUUGGAGCUAUGUCAAGCUACCUCUUCAUAGUGAAAUAUGAGUUACCAUUGGUCAUCAAGACAUUUAUGAACGUCGAAGAGACCACAGGAGAAUGGUAUCUCAAUGGUGACUAUUUAGUGCUGCUGGUGUCUGUCGUCCUCAUUCUUCCCCUGUCCUUACUGAAAAAUUUAGGUUAUUUGGGCUACACCAGCGGCUUUUCCUUACUUUGCAUGGUCUUUUUUCUGAUUGUUGUAAUUUGGAAGAUGUUUCAGAUUCCUUGUCCUAUGGACAGUGACAUCAUGAACGUGACAGCAAAUGUGACACUGCUGGCACCUUUGGUACAUGAAAACAUAACAAGCGAUGAUAUUUGCAAGCCAAAGUAUUUCAUCUUCAAUUCACAGACUGUCUACGCUGUCCCAAUCCUAACAUUUUCUUUUGUCUGCCAUCCUGCGAUUCUUCCUAUCUAUGAAGAACUGAAAAGCCGAAGCCGUAAAAGAAUGAUGAGUGUGUCUUAUGUAUCUUUUUUUGCCAUGUUCCUCAUGUAUUUAUUGGCUGCUCUCUUUGGAUACCUGACAUUUUAUGGAAAUGUCGAGCCAGAACUGCUUCAUACUUACUCUGCUUAUCUGGGUGAUGAUAUUCUUCUUCUUAUUGUGCGUCUCGCUGUACUUAUGGCUGUGACCCUUACUGUACCUGUAGUUAUUUUCCCAAUCCGCAGUUCCAUUACCCAGCUUUUGUGGGCAGGGAAGGAGUUUAGAUGGUGGCGUCACUGUUCCAUUACAGUUGCUCUUCUGGCGUUUACCAAUGUGCUUGUUAUCUUUGUCCCUACUAUCCGAGACAUCUUCGGAUUCAUUGGUGCAUCUGCAGCUGCCAUGCUGAUUUUUAUACUUCCUUCUGCCUUCUAUAUCAAAUUAGUGAAGAAGGAACCAAUGAAGUCAGUGCAAAAGAUUGGGGCUGCAUUCUUCUUUCUAAGUGGUAUACUUGUGAUGACUGGGUGUAUGACACUGAUUAUUCUAGACUGGACCCACAAUGUUCCAUCUGAUGGCCAUUAACUGUCCCGGUUUAAUCUUCAAUACUCCACUUCAAAUGCCAGUGUUCACUCAGAUACCUACUGAGAAUUAAAAUGAGCUACUCAGCUUCCUUUAAAAUGCAGAUUCUUUGCUGGUGGUUCUUCUGAUUGUAGAAUACCUGAACUCUGUCUUUAAGAAGCUAUUCUGCAUGAUGGAAGUGGAUAUUAACAUCAAACCACAUGAGUGUCUGGCUGAAGGAAGUGACAACUUUAUUCCAUUCCAGAGAAUGGACAGAACUCUCUGUAGACUUUUAUCAAGCCAUGUUUGGCUUUCAUCAUUGUUACUUGGAUAUUUUCUUAUUUUACUUGAAUGUGCCUAUAAUGGAACCAUUUGAUGUGAGAAAUAUCUUUUAUUUACAGCAAAGUGUUUAAAUAACCAAUGAGAGAGAGAGAGAGAGAAAAACACUAUUAUUUUUUGUACCAAAAAUUCUUAUGGACCUCAAAAGCACUAUUUUGACUUUAAGAAACAUUUUUCUAAAAAGAAUGAAAGAAUAACAUAGAAGAGCUCAUAAAAAUAUUUAAUCAGUGACCUAAAUUAAAUCUAGUUUGCCUUUCUUUAGAGGCAUAAUUAGAAGAAACUUUAUUUUAAAAUACACUUCUCAUGACCAAAACAGAAAAUGAACCAAUUCAAAUCAAAAUUCUUUAAUUAUAAAUGUUUCCCAUUAAGUUCACUUAAUUCAGAGUAGAGUGAAAAUAAUCCUGAAAUCAUUUGUUAGCUUACAGAAGUAAGUGCAGUUACCUUAAUUCCCAAAAAAGGUGUGGAAACCCAAAUUUUCAAGCUUUAAAAAAAACCCACCCUUUAGAACGGGUACAUUUAAAAAAAAUGUAGCUAAUUAGAAAAUGUAAACAUAUUGACAUUUCCCUUCUUGAGGUACUCAAUAGUGCAAUUGGGUAAAACAGGGUUUGGGGGUUUUGCUUUUUUGGUUUUGUUUUUUUCUGUUGUAGAUAUAAACUGAAUGGCACUGGAGCAUAUGAUGCCAUUGAUGUAAAACUCCCUUCUGGAGUUCUGUCUGUUAAUAAGGUCCAUUGUCAGUUGUAGCAAUGUUUGUUAUUUUUCUGUCCAAUCUAUCUUGAAACACUCUGUAGGAAAACAGAAAGGUCCUAAUGUAGUUUACUAGUUGUAUAAUAUUCAAGAAGUGUACAAUAUUUCUCAAAUUACUUAUCCAUUGAUGGAUUUUUUUUAAUUACUUGACUAUUCUGUUUCUGAGUCACAUCCACAAAAUAACUGCACCAGUAUUUCAUGCUUGGUACAAACUCUCUUCAUAUACUCAGCUGGGAUUCUUCUUCCAAUUUAUACUGUAUAGUAGUAUUAAAAAUAACCUCAUAGACUGGAUAGUCAUCUCAUACUUGUUUGCUUCAGAAAUAGGUAAAUCUCUUACGAGCCCUAGCUAGCUAGCUGAUGAGACAGGUGCUGUAUGAUUGUGAUUAGCUGUUUUGUUUCUAGUGCAUGUUUACUCUUUCAUUCUUAUCCCAGGUUGAAGAGAAAUAACACUUGUAUUACAGCAUACUUUGCUUAUUAGAGGUUCUCAAACACAACAAUAUUGGGUACAAAAGCCUAGAUAGAGAUUAUUAAUGAAAUAAUCAUGGCAAUGUGGUUGGCUGUCUUCAUCUGACACAACGCUUUAAAAACCUGAUUUACAAAGUUUCACUCCGUCAUUGUGUUGGGGUGAACAAGUAAGGGCCUGUAAUCCAUUGAUUGAAUGGUGCCUGAGACUUUUUUGCUCUUGUAGAAUUCAUCGGGAACAAAUCUAAAUGACAGUCACUGGCAGAUAAUGUCAAUCUCUGCCCAGCCAUUUAAAAACUAUGAAAAAAGAAAUUGCAGCUAUUUUGUAUUGAUACUCCUGCAUGACUGUAAGUACUGGUCACUAAGUCUGUAGUGUAAAACUGUAAUGAGAAGUUAAGAUUCCUCUUGUGUUGUUUGUAUUAUUAGUUUGGUGGUACUCAACUGGCAAUUAAUGAUCCUGGAGUCAGUCCUGAGUAACGCUCCUUAGGUACUUCCCUGCCUCAGGUACUUUACAUCCAUGGCUAACUAUCCCAUGCUACCUGGUCUCCAUAGAAGUGCUGAGCGUGAGCCUCCUCAGUACUUUGGCAGCUUUUCUUCUUCCUCUCCACAAAUGUAGAAAGGUGGAAGAAGAUUAAAAUGUUGUCCACCUUUGAGCAAUUUGUAGCACGUGAGGGGUGAAGCGCUUCUCUUGCCAGCCUUUAAAAAGAAAGGAAGUGAGAAAUGGCCUCCAUUUUCUCAGUAACCUUAAAGAGGAAGGAGGUGUAAAUGAGAAGUUACUACACAGUCCUUCUCAGCAGCCAGAGAGGAGGAAGACUUUCGUGAUGACACCUCAUAAUGUAAAUUAAUAUGUGUCACUUAAUUCUCUGAAUGUAGCAAUUUCCAGAUUUCACAUUAUGUACUAUAUUAUUUGAUGACUGGCUCUCGAUCUGCAACAGUUGAGUUCCACUUGGCUGGGUUGAUUUCUAACAUAUGAUUUAUUUUUUUUCCUAAACCUAUCUGCUUAGUUACCUACAUGCAAACCACCUAAAAGAGCAGCUUCAGUAUUAAACCACUGUUUUGUCACCUCGGUUGGACAUUACUGUCUUCCAUGAUAUUUCAGUCAUAAAUGUAACAUGUUAUUUAUAAAACAUUAAUCCAUUAAAACUAAACCUAUUUUUCAAUAUUUAUGAUAGUCUAUGUACAUAAAUUGUAUGUGUGUAUAUACUGUAAGUACAAUGUAUAUAAUGUAGCUUUGAAAUCUAGGAUUUAUGUAUAUAUUCCUCUCUCAUUAUGGAUUGUUACAUCAUUUCAAGGAGUUGUUCAUGUUGUACAUCUGUGUAACAACUGUCAAAGGAAAGGAUCAUCUGCAACGAAAUGUAACGUUUACCAAAAUGGAAGAAAUGUGUUACUCCUGAGGUGUAGAAGGAAACACUGAGACUGUAUUUAUUAAUGUAUAUGUUGCAAUAAACGCAGAAGUCACUUGGGUCCAUAAAAAGCAUUGUUCAGGUUCAUGUAUACUUUUCCUCUAAAAUUUACCAUGGAUGUUACGAUUUCCUGAACUUGACAACUUUAAUGAUCUAACAUACUUGUUAGGCCACCGAAUUCAGGCAUCCUACGGUACAUCCGUGUACAUAUGUAAAUACCCACUGUAUUGUUAGAGGCCAACACUAGUUGCAGUUGUUGGCAGGGAGUGCAACACAGUUUCAAUGAAACAUUGUAUGUUUGUUUUAACUGAAAUAAAUAAAUAGAUAAUCCUAA
Messenger RNA from Cuculus canorus (common cuckoo), 5084 nucleotides. It is a transcript of the gene SLC38A2, whose product is annotated as solute carrier family 38 member 2. The transcript has 16 exons. Gene Ontology annotation, biological process: amino acid transmembrane transport; L-glutamine transport. The coding region runs from base 321 to 1826 and encodes 501 amino acids. Gene Ontology annotation, molecular function: L-glutamine transmembrane transporter activity. The record is from RefSeq and is a predicted model, not a curated record. Lineage: Eukaryota; Metazoa; Chordata; Aves; Cuculiformes; Cuculidae.